AUGUUGCAAAAGGUGUUAUUAAUACUGUGUUCCUCUGCACUGGCCAGUGCUGGAGUCUACGGAACUGGUUACUCUCCUUCGACAUCAGUUUCCUACACCCCACACAUUGUCAAGACUGUGUCUACUGCACCCAUUGGAUACACAAAAAUCGUUCAAUCACCGCCUGUUUACCAAACCGUUUUGACUACUAAAGAAAGCAACUUCCAAACUCCUGAUGGCGCCCAUCAUGAGAUAUACUCCAAAGACUAUAAUACAGUUUACUCCAGUGUCAAAAAUUUUGAUACAAAGUCAAUCAAAGAUGGUGACGUCGUGACUAAUACAAUUCCUAACUUUUAUUCAACAGCUGUGCACUCGCCGGUUGUUUAUCAUACGGGUACAGCUUAUACCGUAUCCUCGCCUUUAGUUCAAACAGUUCAUGCCCCGACUUUAACAAAAUCUGUAUCAGUCCCUGUGUCGUUCACAACUCAUAACGUGCCUUUGACUAAAACGAUUGUGUCUCCUGCUUUAGCAUCAUACUCAACACCUGUUUAUGACAAAACUAAGAUUUACACUUCAGGAUUGUCAUCUUAUUCUACUGUUUUUUUUUAUAAUCAAAUUGGUAUACUUUUUCAGUUACUAGUCCUUCUGUGCGCGUUGGCGACAGCCCGUGCGGGUGGCCUCUACGCCUCCGCUCCCGUGGCCACAUACGCCGCCGCUCCCGUCUACAAGAGCUACGCGGCUCCCGCCGUAGCGUACUCCGCUCCCGCCGUAGCGUACUCUGCUCCUGCCGUAGCCUACUCCGCCCCCAUCGUCAAGGCGGUCGCUCCCGCGGUCUCCUCCGUCUCAUCUUACUCUACCCACACCUCUCACGGAGCACCAGUGGUAGCUAAGGCUAUCGCUCCCGUCGCGACCUACGCGGCUGCUCCCGUAGCGUACGCUGCACCUGCGUACGCUGCUCAUGCAACUUACGCUGCUCCCGCAUACGCCGCACACGCGACUUAUGCUGCUCCCGCUGCGUACGCCGCGCCCGCUGCCUACGCCUCAUACGCGCACGCUGCCCCCAUCAGCUACGCUAAGACCUACGCCCCCGCUGUGACCUACGCUCAAGCUCCCAUCGCCACGUACGCUGCGCACGCUCCUUCCUACGCCGCGUACUCCGCCGCCCCGGUCCUGAAGUCCGCUGUGACCUACUCCGCCGCUCCCGUCGUGUCUCACGUGGCUUACAGCGGUCACGCCGCCAACUACGGCUGGUGAUCAUCUUACCCUCUGUACAAAUCUAGUUGUUUAUGUUUUGUAUAUAUACUUUUAUACAUCAAGAAUAAAAUUU
Trichoplusia ni (cabbage looper) is the source of this 1306-nucleotide messenger RNA. Its product is annotated as cuticle protein-like. The record is from RefSeq and is a predicted model, not a curated record. The coding region runs from base 1 to 1233 and encodes 410 amino acids. NCBI's taxonomy places the organism in Eukaryota, Metazoa, Arthropoda, Insecta, Lepidoptera, Noctuidae. The transcript is spliced from 3 exons.